AAUUAAAAACUGGUUUAGAUUUUCAGACAAUGAUUCUCUCUUAUAUGAAUAUCAUGGUUAGUCUUCACUCCUUGGAAGUUCAAAUCCCUCUCUCUCUCUCUAACAAAAUGGGUUGCGUUCCUAUACAUCUCUUUCUCUCUCUCUAUCUACUCCUCCUUACCCAAAUCUGCGCCGAUCAGACGGCUAAAACCUACAUCAUCAGAGUCGACAGCUCAUCUAAGCCGUCCGUUUUCCCAACUCACUACCACUGGUACACAGCGGAGUUCACUGAGCCCGCAGCGAUUCUCCACGUAUACGACACCGUUUUCCACGGCUUCUCCGCCGUGCUAACUCCGUUUCAGGCCUCCACCGUCCUCAAACACCCCUCCGUCCUCACCGCAUUCGAGGACCGCCGCCGGGAGCUGCACACCACGCGCUCGCCGCAGUUCCUCGGCCUCAGGAACCAGCGCGGGCUCUGGUCCGAGUCCGACUACGGCUCCGAUGUCAUAAUCGGGAUCUUCGACACUGGAAUUUGGCCGGAGCGCCGCAGCUUCUCCGAUCUGAACCUCGGCCCCGUGCCGAGGCGGUGGAGAGGCACGUGUGAGGCUGGAGUGAGAUUCACUAAGAGGAAUUGCAACAGGAAAAUCGUCGGAGCUAGGUUUUUCGACAAGGGGCACCAGGCGGCGUCCGGAUUUGGGGGAUUUAUCGGUGGAAUCAACGAGACCGUCGAAUUCAAGUCGCCGAGAGACGCCGAUGGACACGGCACGCACACCGCCUCCACGGCGGCGGGGAGGUACGCCUUUAAAGCGAGCAUGGAGGGUUACGCCGCCGGAAUCGCGAAAGGAGUCGCACCGAAGGCGCGCCUCGCCGUCUACAAGGUCUGCUGGAAGAAUGCAGGCUGCUUUGAUUCGGAUAUUCUCGCGGCGUUCGACGCCGCCGUGAACGACGGCGUCGACGUGAUAUCGAUCUCAAUCGGCGGCGGAGAGGGGAUCUCCUCCCCUUACUACCUCGAUCCCAUUGCAAUCGGCGCAUACGGGGCCGUUUCGAGGGGGAUUUUCGUCUCCUCCUCAGCUGGCAACGACGGCCCCAACGGGAUGUCAGUGACCAACCUCGCGCCGUGGCUCACCACCGUCGGUGCCGGCACAAUCGACCGCGAUUUCCCCGCGGACGUCAUCCUCAGCGAUGGCAGGAAAUUCUCCGGCGUGUCCCUCUACUCCGGCGCGCCCCUCAACGGCAAAAUGCACAAUUUAAUUUACCCGGGAAAAUCAGGGGUGCUCUCCGCCUCCCUAUGCAUGGAGAACUCGCUCGAUCCAAACGAAAUCAGGGGGAAAAUCGUCAUCUGCGACCGUGGCAGCAGCCCCCGCGUCGCCAAGGGUUUAGUCGUGAAGAAAGCUGGCGGCGUUGGGAUGAUCCUCGCCAACGGCGUCUCCAACGGCGAGGGUUUAGUCGGCGACGCUCACUUAAUCCCUGCUGUCGCGCUCGGCUCGGCCGAGGGCGACGCGAUCAAAACCUACCUCGCGUCGAACCCGUCCGCCACCGCCACCAUCUCCUUCCGUGGCACGGUGAUCGGAAUCAAGCCGGCGCCGGUGGUGGCCUCGUUUUCGGCCCGGGGGCCGAACGGAUUAAACCCAGAGAUUCUUAAACCGGAUUUAAUCGCCCCCGGAGUCAACAUUUUAGCCGCCUGGACCGACGCAGUCGGUCCGACCGGGCUCGACUCCGACAACCGGCGGUCAGAGUUUAAUAUCUUAUCGGGCACGUCCAUGGCGUGCCCCCAUGUAAGCGGCGCAGCGGCCUUGCUAAAAUCCGCACAUCCGGAUUGGUCGCCGGCUGCGAUCCGGUCGGCCAUGAUGACGACGGCGAGCCUCACCGACAACUCGUCGACUGCAAUGCUGGACGAGUCGAGCAAGAAACGCGCCACCCCCUACGACUUCGGCGCAGGCCACAUGAAUCUCGAUCGCGCCAUGGAUCCCGGCUUGGUCUACGAUAUGUCGAACGUGGACUACGUGAAUUUCCUCUGCGCAAUUGAAUAUGGGCCGAAGACGAUCCAGGUGAUCACGCGGUCGCCGGUGCAUUGCCCGGCAAGGAAGCCGGCGCCGGAGAAUCUCAACUACCCUUCCAUCGCGGCCCUAUUUCCGAGCGGGGGAAGCCGGGUGGCGAGCAAGACGUUCUUUAGAAUGGUGACGAAUGUGGGGGAGGAGGCGAACGCAGUGUACAGAGUAAAGGUCGAUCCGCCCAAGGGCGUGAGCGUUACCGUGAAGCCCGGGAAGCUCGUCUUCUCGGAGGGGGUGAGGAAGCUCGGCUACUUCGUCACGGUCACCAUCGACGGCAAGAAUCUUGUGAUGGAUGAUUCCGGUGCGGUGUUUGGGGCUCUUUCGUGGAUGGAUGGGAAGCAUGUGGUGAGAAGUCCCAUUGUAGUUACUCAAAUUGAACCUUUGUGAGAAUCAAAAAGAUUUUUCAAUCAUGUAAGAAAUCUUGAUGGUGGGGCGAAAGGGGAGAAGGGAGUGUUAGUGUGAUGUUUAACUAUUUGCUUGUAAAUUUUGUUUUUCGUUUUUGUUAGUUAACUAAGUUGUUUGAGUUGAGAUUAAUGUUGUGAUGAUGUGUUUAUAGGUGAUAUGUUUGUUUAGUGAUCAUGUUGUUGUCCAAGAAUAGAGAGAGAAGUUCUUGUUAAUGACAGAGACUUGUUUUGUUUUUUU
Molecule: messenger RNA, 2672 nt
Organism: Salvia miltiorrhiza (redroot sage)
Lineage: Eukaryota; Viridiplantae; Streptophyta; Magnoliopsida; Lamiales; Lamiaceae
Product: subtilisin-like protease SBT1.6
Biological process (GO): proteolysis
Molecular function (GO): serine-type endopeptidase activity
Source: RefSeq, a predicted model, not a curated record